This is a messenger RNA of Exophiala spinifera, 2526 nucleotides long. RefSeq lists its product as uncharacterized. Gene Ontology annotation, molecular function: GTPase binding. Lineage: Eukaryota; Fungi; Ascomycota; Eurotiomycetes; Chaetothyriales; Herpotrichiellaceae. Bases 1 to 2526 code for a protein of 841 amino acids. The record is from RefSeq and is a predicted model, not a curated record. The transcript is spliced from 4 exons.
AUGGACUCGAUCGAUCCAACGUCGCCUACAGUCGACUCGUAUCCUCACACUCCCACCACGCCGACUUCGCGGAAGCUGCCAAGCGACUUGCCUACUUCCCUCGAUGACCGUCGUAACUUCUCUAGCUAUGGCGGAGAGACCGAGAUAUACGACGGCUGGCAAGGCAAGAAGUUCCCGGUCUCGUGCCCUCGUCCCCCCUAUAUCACCGCCGCUACUCCUGCAAGACCUCUUGAUUUCGAUCUCCAUCUAGACACACCGGCGUAUGAUGAUGCCGAGACCUUUGCCCGAAUACAGGACAGCGACUCGAGAUUGAUGGAGAUGGUUGCUGCGCAAGCCCAACACAGGGAAGAAGGGAGCCCUGGACAAGAUGAAGAUGCCAUAGCAACCGACGACAAGCUAUCAGCUGCAGAAAAGAAAGAGAUACUGCAGAAGAGCCUUAACAUGGCCGCGAGCAAUGGAGACGUGGUUCGAAUACGGAAGCUGGUGGGAGGAAGCGCGAAAGAGUUUGUGGACGUCAACCAGCCGGAUGAGGAUGGCACUGUACCUUUGAUAUAUGCCAGCUGUUUUGGACACCACGAAGUCGUAGCAGCACUCCUCGACGCUGGUGCCGUGGUAGACAAGCAAGACAGAAACCAGUGGAGUGCGUUGAUGUGGGCGAUGACCAAUCGUCACAAGCAGAUCGCAAAACUCCUUCUCGAUCAUGGAGCCGAUCCCGAUAUCAAAUCAUCUUCCGGAGGAACAGCCCUAGACUUCCUCCAGCCAGGCUCUGAUUUCUCUCUUUAUUUGCAUGAAAAUGGCUAUCACUUCGGCGGUACAAAUCUAGACGACGACGACUUUUAUAAUCCAGGUUUCUCGCAAGACCGCUUCGAGGAGGAAAUGGCCGAGAACGAGAUGAAAAGAAGAAUGUUGAUGCAAGAGAGCGCCGCGAACUUGGAAGUAGAUUUGUCAACCCUUGGGUUUGAUGAACAACCAGAGUCUCCUACUGGGUUCGAUUCCGACGAAGAAGAGGAAUUCAUCUGGGAUCGAUGUAUAGGGGACCAGAUGUUUGUCUUUCAGACAGACAAGCUCGAUGCUAUUCUUGACCUCAUUAUCACCAACAUGACUCCUCAACGUUCUCCGUCACAAAAGCCAGUGCCUGCGAACCUGAUAUUCUUGAUGGCGAGGUAUGCUCACUACCACAUGACUGCUUCCCUCCUCGACGAGGUUUUAACGAAAGCAAUGGACCUCAUCAACGAUGUUGUGGAAAGAUCCCAGUGGGAUAUGACCAUGCUCGCAUUCUGGAUCUCCAAUGCGACGUUGUUGCUACAUUAUCUCAAGAAAGACGCUGGUCUUGUUCAGGCGACGUCCAAGUAUCAACUUGAGCUGGCAGAAUUGAUCAAUGAAACUUUCAUUCUCAUCAUUCGAGAUGCCGAGCGAAGAAUGAACAAGGUUCUCGACAUAGCGAUGCUAGACCACGAGACCAUUCCCGGCUUGUCAGACAUUGCAUUCCAAGGAGAAUGGAAGGUUUUCAAGUCGAAGCCUAAGACCAAGGAAGAAGACCCGGAGAAACGGUUCCGGCCGCCGUCUCCGAAGCGACGAGCUCAAACAUCGCCUCGUAACAUAACGUCGCUCCUUUCAUCGACACUUUUUGUGCUUGACCUUUACGAUGUCCACUCUGUCAUCACUUCUCAGAUAUUAGCACAACUGAUAUAUUGGAUUGGGGCCGAACUCUUCAAUCGGGUCAUGACCACCAAGAAAUAUCUAUCCAGGACGAAAGCCAUGCAAAUCCGCAUGAAUAUCUCGGCCAUUGAAGACUGGGCCCGGGCAAACAAUCGACAGCCCGAACAUUAUGAGAAUGGGUCGACGACAUCAACUGGUGAGACUACAGUCGAUGCGGCCAGACGUCAUCUUUCUCCCAUAAUCCAACUUCUUCAAUGGUUACAGUGCUUCAGUUCUCUCGGGGACGACCACGAGUCAUUGGUGGGCACACUCGUCCAGUUGCAGCGACUGAGCCCUACUCAACUGAUCCAUGCUGUGAAGAACUACCGAGCGGAAGUGGGUGAGAAGAGUUUGCCUAAAGCCCACAUGAAAUUUCUCGUUCAGCUCCAAAAAGGUGAACAGUCUCUGAUCAAACGACCGUUGACACCGCAAGUUGAUACUCCAGAACCUGGGACGGAGACUCCAACUAAGCAGAAUGGAGAUGAGGCUGACGCUGCUGCCAAACUGCCCGGGACCCCGCAGAGCACGGUUCCGCCGACACCAUCCUCACCAGUUGAACAAGACACGGAUCCGCCAAUGAACCGAAAUGCCUUGACCUUGGAUCAGUCUCUUAUGCUACCAUUCUCGCUCCCUACAUCGACAGACAUGCUCAUCACCUAUGGUGCAGGAAUUGGCGGGGUCAACAGGGAACGAGCGAGAAAAUAUAUUCCCACGGUACCGACGGAGGUUUUGAGUAAGCUCAACCUAGAUGGCGAGGGUGUUCGGCGCAAGGGUAGUAUCGGAAGUUUAGGAACCACAGUCCAAGGCUGGCGAACCGGUGGCUUUUGA